This is a messenger RNA of Opisthocomus hoazin, 3599 nucleotides long. The record is from RefSeq and is a predicted model, not a curated record. NCBI's taxonomy places the organism in Eukaryota, Metazoa, Chordata, Aves, Opisthocomiformes, Opisthocomidae.
AUGGCCUCGCAUGUGCAGGUUUUCUCUCCUCACACCCUUCAGUCAAGUGCCUUCUGUAGCGUGAAGAAACUGAAAGUGGAGCCGAGUUCAAACUGGGAUAUGACUGGGUACGGCACACACAGCAAAGUCUACAGCCAGAGCAAGAACGUGCAGUCCUCCCAAGCAGCCGCCGCAGCAGCCGUCAACGCCUCCCUCCAGAUCCCCAAUCCAAGCAUCCCUUACGAACAGACCAUCAUCUUCCCAGCAAGCACGGGGCACAUCGUGGUGACGUCCGCCAACAGCACGUCUGGUGUGGUUGCAGUGUCUGGGCAAACACUGGGCGGGCCACACAACCUGAUGCGUCGCAGCACUGUGAGCCUUCUGGACACCUACCAAAAAUGUGGACUUAAGCGUAAGAGUGAGGAGAUCGAGAACACAAGCAGCGUGCAGAUCAUCGAAGAGCAUCCACCAAUGAUUCAGAACAAUGCCAGUGGGGCCACUGUAGCCACUGCCACCACCUCCACGGCCACCUCCAAAAACAGUGGCUCCAACAGCGAAGGGGAUUACCAGCUGGUGCAACAUGAGGUGCUCUGUUCCAUGACCAACACCUACGAAGUGUUAGAGUUUCUCGGCCGUGGAACCUUCGGACAAGUAGUCAAAUGCUGGAAACGUGGCACUAAUGAGAUUGUGGCCAUAAAGAUCCUAAAGAACCAUCCUUCCUAUGCCCGGCAAGGCCAGAUUGAAGUGAGCAUCCUGGCUCGGCUGAGCACAGAAAGUGCGGAUGACUACAACUUUGUCCGCGCAUACGAGUGCUUCCAGCACAAGAAUCACACGUGCUUGGUGUUUGAAAUGUUGGAGCAGAACCUCUAUGAUUUCCUAAAACAAAACAAAUUCAGUCCUUUGCCCCUUAAGUACAUUCGACCAAUUCUCCAGCAGGUAGCAACGGCCCUAAUGAAGCUGAAAAGCCUGGGACUGAUUCAUGCUGAUCUCAAACCAGAGAACAUCAUGUUGGUAGACCCAUCCCGACAGCCAUAUAGGGUCAAGGUCAUAGACUUUGGUUCGGCUAGCCAUGUGUCUAAAGCUGUGUGUUCUACCUACCUUCAAUCCAGAUAUUACAGAGCCCCUGAAAUCAUCCUUGGUUUACCGUUUUGUGAAGCAAUCGAUAUGUGGUCGUUGGGAUGUGUCAUUGCGGAGCUGUUCUUGGGCUGGCCGUUGUACCCAGGAGCUUCGGAGUACGAUCAGAUUCGCUAUAUUUCACAGACGCAGGGCUUACCAGCAGAGUAUUUGUUAAGUGCAGGGACAAAGACUACGAGGUUUUUCAACAGGGAUACAGACUCGCCGUAUCCUUUGUGGAGACUGAAGACACCGGAUGAUCAUGAGGCAGAGACGGGGAUUAAGUCGAAGGAAGCAAGAAAGUAUAUUUUCAACUGUUUGGAUGAUAUGGCACAGGUAAGAGCUCUGGUGAGUAAAACGACGGGCAAUAUGUUGGUGGAAAAGGCGGACCGGCGGGAGUUUAUCGAUCUGCUAAAGAAGAUGUUGACGAUAGAUGCAGAUAAGAGAAUAACACCCAUUGAGACUCUGAACCACCCUUUUGUCACCAUGACACACUUGCUUGAUUUCCCUCACAGCACACAUGUCAAGUCCUGCUUCCAGAACAUGGAGAUUUGCAAGCGGCGGGUGACUAUGUAUGACACAGUGAACCAGAGCAAGACGCCAUUCAUCACCCAUGUAGCCCCAAGUACAUCGACCAACUUGACCAUGACUUUUAACAACCAGCUGAACACAGUCCACAACCAGACCACCAACCUGGCUCCCACCUCCUCCAGUGCCACUAUUUCCUUAGCCAACCCCGAGGUCUCCAUACUAAAUUACCAAUCUGCACUCUACCAGCCUUCAGCGGCGUCCAUGGCUGCGGUGGCCCAGCGGAGCAUGCCCCUGCAGACAGGAACAGCGCAGAUCUGUGCCCGGCCCGACCCCUUCCAGCAAGCUCUCAUCGUCUGCCCACCAGGCUUCCAAGGAUUACAAGCCUCCCCUUCGAAGCAUGCCGGGUAUUCAGUUCGGAUGGAGAACGCCGUUCCCAUUGUCACUCAGGCUCCUGGGGCCCAGCCGCUGCAGAUCCAGCCAGGACUCCUCGCACAGCAAGCGUGGCCCAGCGGCACCCAGCAGAUCCUGCUCCCUCCCGCCUGGCAGCAGCUGACCGGCGUGGCCACCCACACUUCUGUCCAGCACGCCACCGUCAUCCCGGACUCCAUGGCCGGCACCCAGCCGCUGGCGGACUGGAGUUCCAGGAAUGCAUCCACCUAUGAAGUUUCAUCCUCUCAAUCCAUCAGCUCGCCUCAGCGGUCGAAACGAGUGAAGGAGAACACGCCGCCCCGCUGUGCCAUGGUGCACACCAGCCCUGCCUGCAGCACCUCCAUCACCUCCGGCUGGGGCGACGGGGCCCCGCGGGAGCGGCAGCGGCAGACGAUAAUCAUUCCCGACACCCCGAGCCCCGCAGUGAGUGUCAUCACUAUCAGCAGCGACACAGAUGAAGAGGAGGAGCAGAAGCAUGCGCCCACCAGCACCAUAUCCAAGCAAAGGAAGAACGUCAUCAGCUGUGUCACUGUGCAUGACUCCCCCUACUCCGAUUCCUCCAGCAACAACAGUCCUUAUGCCGUGCAGCAUCGUGCUGCGCAGAAUAAUGGGAACACCUACGACACCAAAGGGGUUCCAGAGACUCACUGCAGUGGGAAUCCCCGAACGAUAAUCGUGCCGCCACUGAAAACCCAGGCCAGUGAGGUGUUGGUAGAGUGCGAUAGCCUGGCACCAGUCACCACCAGUCACCACUCAUCCUCCUACAAGUCCAAGUCCUCCAGCACCGUGACCUCCACCAGCGGUCACUCUUCAGGGAGCUCGUCUGGAGCCGUUGCCUAUAGGCAGCAGCGACCAGGAGCACAUUUCCAGCAGCAGCAGCCUCUUAAUCUAAGUCAGGCCCAGCAGCACAUCACGACUGAUCGCGCAGGGAGUCACCGGAGACAGCAAGCAAACAUCACUCCAACGAUAGCUCAGGCCCCGUACUUUAAUAGCCCCAGCCACGGUACGGUUCAUCCUCACUUGGCCGCGGCUGCUGCUGCUCACCUGCCCACCCAACCCCACCUCUACACCUACACCGCCCCGGCCGCCCUGGGCUCCACAGGCACCGUCGCGCACCUGGUGGCCUCCCAAGGGUCAGCGCGGCACGCCGUGCAGCACACCACCUACCCCGCCAGCAUCGUCCACCAGGUCCCCGUCAGCAUGGGCCCACGCGUUCUGCCCUCGCCCACCAUCCACCCGAGUCAGUACCAGGCUCAGUUUGCCCAUCAGACCUAUAUCAGUGCUUCUCCAGCCUCCACAGUCUACACUGGAUACCCGCUGAGCCCCACCAAGGUCAACCAGUACCCGUACAUCUAAACACUGGAACAAGGAGUGCAAGACGCACCCGUCCCAGGGGAGCGAGGCAGCCGCUUUUGUACUGAAGAAGGUGACAAACUAACAAUGCAAUGGGAGGCUCGCGUGAAACUUGAACGAAGGAGACUUUCAGGAAGAAAUGAAUAAGAGGAAAGAAGGGGGAGAACCGAUUCUACGCUUUUUAUUUAAAAAAA